This is a messenger RNA of Asterias rubens (European starfish), 502 nucleotides long. Its product is annotated as ubiquitin carboxyl-terminal hydrolase 37-like. The record is from RefSeq and is a predicted model, not a curated record. Lineage: Eukaryota; Metazoa; Echinodermata; Asteroidea; Forcipulatida; Asteriidae. The transcript has 4 exons. Bases 143 to 436 code for a protein of 97 amino acids.
AAAGUUCUUCCGUCCUGAUUUUGGGGCCUUAGCUCAAUUGCUAUGCGCCAAGCAGAGCAAUCACUCAGCGGAGAGCAUUGGGGUGUAUCUACGUAAAGUGAAGCAAGCUAUCUCCACAACGGCAGCUCGAUUCUCUGGAUUUAUGCAACACGAUGCGCAAGAGUUCCUCUGUCAGUGCCUGGAUCAACUCAAAGACGACACCGAAAGGGCCAACAAGAGGGCGCUAAACUCCCCCUUGGACGAGACCCCAGGGACGGAUGAUGAUAAAAUUAAACUGAGGUUUCGCUAUCCGCACGACUGCCCGAUUGUCAAGAACUUUGAAUUUGAAGUCAUGCACUCUACGAUCUCUCGCUGGACAUGCCCAGAAGGAGUCAUUCUAACCCGAUCGGGUCGAUCCAGACGGCACUGGAGCAGUUCUUCAGAGAGGAGGGUAUAGAGUAUGCCUGCGGAGAAUGUGACUGCAAGCAGGCUAUAGUCACGCAUAAGUUCACUAAGCUACCAA